AUGCCUGCUAUGAAAGCGGGAGUUGCUUCCAGGACUGACCAACUGGAAGUCGGGGUUUGGAUCCAGUCCUGCAGCCUGCAAGACAAGAAGGCAUGCUGUGUGACGGAUGCCCCUAGUGCGAGCUGCUGCAACGACACCAGCAACUUGUUCACUUUUACGCCGGGUUAUAUACAAGCAGUCAUCAACGGCGACGGCACGAACCGCUUGGGCCCGUACGUGGCAGCGGAUGAAAAAGCUGUCACGACACCGACCUCGACAGCAUCAACGGGCUCUGACGCCGGCUCCUCUAACGAUACAUCUGCCAGCGCCACUGUCGCUGCCACCGAUGACACGACUUCGCUAUCGACCCCCGUCAGAGACGCCAUAAUCGCAGUAGGUGCUGUACUCGGGACCAUCCUUCUGAUCACACUUGCAUCACUGGUAUUCGUGUGGCGGAAGUUUUCCAAGGAGAGGCGGCUGCGACGCGAGGAACAGGAGGCGCUCAGGCGGCAACAGAAGGAAACUUGGCCCCAACUAACCCACGAGGCCACGUUUCAAGCAGGCGGAGGCGGCGUGCCAGGGGGGAGGAGCGAAAUGUACGCUGGGGAGUUCAAAGGCAGGCCUUGGUCCCGAGAUGUGCGGGAACUGCCCGCAUCUCAACAUGUUGGUGAGCUGAGUACGUAG
This is a messenger RNA of Diaporthe citri, 663 nucleotides long. RefSeq lists its product as uncharacterized. Lineage: Eukaryota; Fungi; Ascomycota; Sordariomycetes; Diaporthales; Diaporthaceae. The record is from RefSeq and is a predicted model, not a curated record. Bases 1 to 663 code for a protein of 220 amino acids. The transcript is spliced from 2 exons.